AGAGAGAGAGAGAGAGAGAGAGAAGGAGAAGAAGGAGAAGAAGAGAGAUGGCUCAGACAAGAGUUCUUGACAUGUCGAGAGUUCGAUUCAUCCCAGGGAGGAUACACGCGACCAACAACCUGUACCAGAGAUACGGUCCAAAGGGUUUCAUGGAGAUCAAGAUCCUCCAAAACGACAACCUUUACGUCCGUGUCGACUUACCCGGUGUUCCAGACGACGGCGUCCGCCACAGAGUCGACUCCGUUAGACAAAAGGUUGUCUUUUUCUCCGGCGAAGAAACUCUCAGCGACGACGGAGACGACAAGAAAAACGUCUGUGAGUACGCCGGAGCCGCCGGUUUAGGGUGUGACUGCUGCGAGAUAACAGGGGUGGAUGCGAAGAUGAAAGAUGGAGUCUUGAGGAUGAUUGUGUCAAGGGUCAAAGUCAAAGACCACGACAAGAAGUGUGCUCACUUUCUCCCUCCUAACACAGGUAAAUCUGGAAGAUACAAUAUGGAUGAUCCUGCUUUCAACAUGGCUAAAGCGGUGGAGGACCAUCCCUUUGUGGUGAAAGGUCCUAAGCGUUCAGACGAUAGUGUAGAACGAAGAGGUGAUGGGAGUGUUUUAAGUUGUGACAAUUAUGUGUGUCUUGCUUUUCUGUUUGUUAUGGAAUGGCUUGCUUGGUGUCUACGUAUCACUUCCACACUCAAAACUAAAUGGGAUUGGAAUUCAAACCUAUAAAAAG
Messenger RNA from Raphanus sativus (radish), 723 nucleotides. RefSeq lists its product as uncharacterized. Bases 48 to 719 code for a protein of 223 amino acids. Lineage: Eukaryota; Viridiplantae; Streptophyta; Magnoliopsida; Brassicales; Brassicaceae. The transcript has 3 exons. The record is from RefSeq and is a predicted model, not a curated record.